Molecule: messenger RNA, 809 nt
Organism: Olea europaea var. sylvestris
Lineage: Eukaryota; Viridiplantae; Streptophyta; Magnoliopsida; Lamiales; Oleaceae
Exons: 2
Coding region: 88-537 (149 amino acids)
Source: RefSeq, a predicted model, not a curated record
CCACCUGCUUUGUACUUCAAUUACUUCUCUGUCUUGUAUUUUCUGCUUCUUACCAAAACACAAGAUACCCCUCACACAGCAGCAGCAAUGGCGGAACCCCAAUCCUUCAAACACGAGGACAAAAUUUUGGCAAAAAACUCAUCACAACAAGAAGAAGACAGCCAUACCCAAGAUAAUCCCUUUUUAUCUUUUCUCUCAAACAUCUUUCAAUUAUUCAAGCCGUUUGCACCCAAGAAGAACGGUAUUGUUGUUAACAAUGUUUCAGAAUCCGACCCGAAUAAAAUCGGGGCAUCUGUGAAUGAAACUGUGGUGGAAGAUGGAAGUAAAGCCGCCGUUGUGAAGUUCCCGAGGCAGACCUUGGCUCCAUUGAAGCUCGAAGCAGAAGCUGAAGGGGGUGAACAGAAUACUAACCCGGUUAUCUUGUGGCAGGUUUAUGCCAUUGGAGGAUUCUUCAUAUUGCAGUGGGCAUGGAAAAGAUGGAAUGAGCAUAAGGGAGAUAAGAAGUCCAAUGAUGAUCCUCCGCCAGCUCAUGAUUAAUCUUUAACGAUGACUUGUUGGAUAGGGAAGUCAUGGUAACUAGUUAUCUGUGGUGUACGACAAAUAGCUUGUAGUUCUUUGACUUUGCACCAUGAAAAUUUUAAAUUUGGUCAGUGAAUCACACGUCUUAAAGUUGAUAUAUUGUUUCAUAUGCCUUUAAUUUUGAGAAUUGCCUUUGUAUUUAGUUCUUAGUUUGUAUUACUUGUUGGUAUCAUGUUACUCUCAAUGUUUCAAUUUUUCAAGAAUAAAGAGCUUCUAUUGUUGACGUUGAA